GCUGCAAGGGAAGGGCUGUACCUCGGGUUCUGUAGCAAUAGAUUUCCCAAGGCUUAUCUCUGCGAAGGCCUAGCAGGCGGAGCGGCGAGCAGAACGACCUCCGCAUCCCGACACGGCCCCGCCUCUAGUUGUCCUCAGCCUCCCUCUCUGGUCAGGUAAGCGCUCUUUUUUUCGAGUUUCCCGCGGCAGCUUACCCUUGGAGACGACCGACCGCGGCCUAGAGUUUUGCGGGCGGGGCCCGCCAGAGGCUAGGGUGGAAGAGGCGAUGGUAGAAGCCGGAGAGGCGGUAAGGAGAGUCCAUUCUCCCAGAAAGGGCAGGCCGCCCAGGCUAAGGCCUUGGGGAGUCAAGGGAGCCGCGGGUGGAUGCGGAAGUGCACCGACUCCUCCCCGCUCGGGUGGGGGCUUUGGCGGGGCCAGGCUUACCCUUCAGCAGCUCCCUCCAGGUGUCCGGGCCCAGCCUCGGCCACCACGUCCCACUGGACCCCUCUGGACUCUUCAAUGUUACAUGACAGCUGCCUGGAUCUGUGGAGGGAAAAGAAUGACCAGCUAGUGCGACAAGCCAAGGUGGCUCAGGACUCUGGUCUGUCUCUGAGGAGACAGCAAUUGGCUCAAGAUGCACUGGAAGGGUUCAGGGUACUUCUCCAUAGUCUGCAGGGGCUCCCUGCAGCUGAUCCUCUUCUCCACUUGGAAUUGACUGUUAUCUGCAACUUCAUUACCCUGAGGGUGAGUCUGGCCCAGGGUUUCACUGACGACCAGGCACAGGAUAUCCAAUGGGGCCUAGAGAGAGUGCUGGAGACCCAGGAGCAGCUGGGGUCAAGGCUGGAACAUGGACUUGGAGGGCUGUGGGACUCUGUCCUCCAUUCUUCCUCCCUUCCACCAGAGCUACUACCUGCCCUUCACCACCUAGCUGGCCUGCAGGCUGCCCUUUGGCUCAGCACUGAUCGUCUUUGGGACUUGACCUUACUGCUACAGACCUUGAGUGGCAGCCAGAGUGGGGCCUCUGAAGAUCUGCUGCUGCUUCUGAAAACUUGGAGCCCUCCAGCUGAGGAGUCAGAUGCCCCGUUGACCCUGCAGGAUGCCCGGGAGUUGAGGGAUGUCCUUCUGACAGCUUCUGCUUAUCGCCAAGGCCUCCAGGAGCUGAUCACAGGGAGCCUGCCCAGGGCACUGAGUUGCUUGCAUGAAGCAGCCUCAGGUCUGUGCCCACGGCCUGUGUUGGUCCAGGUGUACACAGCCCUGGGGACUUGUCUCCGUAAGAUGGGAAAUCCACAGAGAGGUCUGCUGUAUUUGGUUGAAGCCUUGAAACAUGGGUCAACCUGGGGCCCCCCACUUUUGGAGGCCUCCAGGCUAUAUCGGCAACUGGGGAACACAGCAGCAGAGCUGGAGAGUCUGGAGCUGCUGGUUGAGGCCUUAAGUAUCACUCACAGUUCUGAAGCCCCCCAGCUCCUCAUUGAGGUAGAGUUGCUACUCCCGCAACCUGAUCCAGCCUCAUCCCUUCACUGUGGCACACAGAGCCAGGCCAAAUACCUGCUAGCAAGCCGAUGUCUACAGACGGGAAGGGCAGAGGAUGCUGCCGAGCAUUACUUGGAUCUGCUGGCCCUGUUGCUGGAUGGCUCAGAGUCAAAGUUCUCCCCAGCCGCCUUCCCCCCAGGGCGUUGUGUGCCUGAGGUGUUCUUGGAGUCAGCAGCAGCCCUGAUCCAGGCAGGCCGAGCCCAGAAUGCCUUGACUGUAUGUGAGGAGCUGCUCAGCCGCACAUCAUCUCUGCUUCCCAAGAUGUCCCGGCUGUGGGAAGACGUCAGAAAAGGAUCCAAGGAGUCACCACACUGCCCACUCUGGGUCUCUGCCACCUACCUGCUUCAGGGACAAGCCUGGGUGCACCUGGGGGCCAAAAAAGAAGCAAUUAGUGAAUUUAGCCGGUGCCUUGAGCUGCUCUACCGGGCCACACCUAAAGACAAAGGACAAGGGUCUGCUUCCAACUCUGAUCAUGGAUGUACAUCAGAUGUGGCACUACAACAGCUUCGGGCAGCUGCCUUGAUUAGUCGUGGGCUGGAAUGGGUGGCCAGUGAUCAGGAUACCAAAGCCCUACAGGACUUCCUCCUCAGUGUGCAGAUGUGCCCAGGUAAUCAAGAUGCUUCCUUUCACCUGCUUCAGACUCUGAGGCGGAUGGACCGGAAAGAUGAGGCCACUGCUCUCUGGUGGAGACUGGAGGCCCAAGCUAAGUUGCCACAAGAUAAUGCUACAUGGUCUCUUCCCCUGUACCUAGAAACAUGUUUGAGCUGGAUACGGCCCCCUGACCGUGAAACCCUUCUUGAAGAGUUUCGGACGUCCUUGCUAGAGCCUUCUGACAUAUAGCUGUCAUGUUUUGAAGAGCCCGAGCUGGGGACCCAGUGGCCCAUUUCUCUGUGGGGAGGUCUUUCUGUUUCUGGAGUUGACCAUUCCUUAUAAGUCUGACAUUGGAGUGGUUGGUGAUAGUCCUGUAAAAUUUGGCCUUGUUACUACCAUUCUGGUUCCAGAGGAAGACCCCUACUUACAAAAAGGCAUUGACUUUGCUCAUGGCACCUUUUCCCCUGUUUUCCCCUUUCUUGUGUUGAGUAAAAUCUCAUAUCCAUCU
This is a messenger RNA of Manis javanica (Malayan pangolin), 2608 nucleotides long. NCBI's taxonomy places the organism in Eukaryota, Metazoa, Chordata, Mammalia, Pholidota, Manidae. The record is from RefSeq and is a predicted model, not a curated record.